This is a messenger RNA of Struthio camelus australis, 3586 nucleotides long. NCBI's taxonomy places the organism in Eukaryota, Metazoa, Chordata, Aves, Struthioniformes, Struthionidae. The record is from RefSeq and is a predicted model, not a curated record.
AUGAGCCGGGGGUGUCGGCGGGCCAAGGGCACCGUCCUGCUCCAGCAGGGUUUGCUGCACCAUACCCAGCGCAGCAGUGCCUGCCUGGGGCAGGGGGACGGCAUCGUCCCCCUUGCAGGACAUCCUUUGCCACCCCGUGCCCAUGAAGGACCGCCCUUCAUCGUUUCCCCUCCGGAGAACAUCACUGUCAACAUCUCCCAGGAUGCGCUGUUCACCUGCCAGGCCGAGGCGUACCCCGGCAACCUCACCUACCUGUGGUACUGGGAGGAGGAGAACGUCUACUUCAAGAAUGACCUGAAGCUGAGGGUCCGGAUCCUGAUCGAUGGGACGCUGAUCAUUUUCCGGGUCAAACCAGAGGAUGCUGGAAAAUAUACCUGUAUCCCCAGCAACAGCCUCGGCCGCUCGCCAUCAGCCUCUGCCUACCUGACAGUGCAGUAUCCUGCCCGCGUGGUGAAUAUGCCCCCCGUCAUUUAUAUUCCCAUCGGGAUACACGGAUACAUCCGCUGUCCGGUUGAGGCAGAGCCGCCGGUCACUCUGGUCAAGUGGAACAAAGACGGACGUCCCCUGCGAGUCGAAAAGUAUGCUGGCUGGAACCUGCUGGAAGAUGGGUCAAUCCGAAUAGAGGAGGCAACCGAAGACGCUCUCGGCACUUACACCUGUGUGCCUUAUAACGCCCUGGGUACGAUGGGCCAGUCUCCCCCUGCCCGACUGGUACUGAAGGACCCCCCCUAUUUCACGGUGCUACCAGGCUGGGAGUACAGACAGGAGGCAGGGAGGGAGCUGUUGAUUCCUUGUGCUGCUGCGGGAGACCCCUUUCCUAUCAUCGCCUGGAGAAAGGUAGGGAAGCCCAGCAGGAGCAAGCACAACACGCUGCCCGGCGGCACCCUGCAGAUCCGCUCCCUCGGCAAGGACGACCACGGCGAGUGGGAGUGCGUCGCCACCAACGUCGUCGCAAGCAUUACUGCCAGCACUCAUCUUACAGUCGUAGAUGUUCCCAUCUCUCUUGGCAGGAUGAAGAGAGCACAGUUUGGACCCCAUGACUGGCUGUCUCUUCCUGUACCAGCUGGUUCCAGUUGGCUACUGGUGGAUACCUUAGAACCGGAGACUGCGUACCAGUUCAGUGUCUUGGCUCAAAACAAGCUGGGCACCAGCUCCUUCAGUGAGGUGGUCACUGUGAACACUCUAGCAUUCCCUGUAACAACUCCAGAGCCUCUGGUGUUGGUUACCCCACCGAGGUGCCUAACAGCCAACCGGACACAGCAAGGCGUCCUCUUGUCGUGGCUUCCUCCCGCUAACCACAGCUUUCCCAUCGACCGCUACAUCAUGGAGUUCCGCGUCGGGGAGAGGUGGGAGAUCUUGGAUGACGGCAUCCUAGGGACCGAGAGCGAGUUUUUUGCCAAGGACUUGUCCCAGGACACCUGGUAUGAGUUCCGGGUCCUAGCAGUCAUGCAGGAUCUUAUCAGUGAACCCAGUAACAUUGCUGGCGUGUCCAGUACAGACAUAUUCCCUCCGCCUGACCUGACGGACGAAGGUUUAGCCCGCCCGGUGCUGGCUGGCAUCGUUGCCACCAUCUGCUUCCUGGCUGCUGCCAUCCUCUUCAGCACACUCGCUGCCUGCUUCGUCAACAAGCAACGCAAACGGAAACUCAAGCGCAAGAAAGACCCUCCUCUCUCGAUAACCCACUGCAGGAAGAGUUUGGAGUCCCCGUUGUCUUCCGGCAAGGUGAGUCCCGAGAGCAUCCGCACGCUCCGUCCCCCUUCGGAGUCCUCUGAUGACCAAGGCCCGCAGGCCAAGCGGAUGCUGAGCCCCAGCAAGGAGAAGGAACUGUCCCUUUACAAGAAGACCAAGAGGGCAAUUAGCAGCAAGAAGUACAGCGUCUCCAAGGCCGAGGCUGAAGCUGAGGCCACGACCCCCAUCGAACUCAUCAGCCGUGGGCCGGAUGGCCGCUUCGUGAUGGACCCGGCGGAGAUGGAGCCCUCUCUGAAGACACGCCGGAUCGAGGGCUUCCCGUUUGUGGAGGAGACGGAUAUGUACCCCGAGUUCCGGCAGUCGGACGAGGAGAACGACGACCCCGUCGUCCCCGCCUCCGUCACGGCCCUCAAAUCCCAGCUCACCCCUCUCUCUUCCAGCCAGGAGUCCUACCUUCAGCCACCAGCAUACAGUCCCCGGUUCCACCGGGCCUUGGAGGGCACGGGCACCCUUGAGAGCCACCUGCAGGCCACUGGCCAGGCCCGACCGCCAGCCCCCCGGGCUUUCCACCACGGCCAGUUUUACGGUUAACCCAGCAGCAGGAGCCUGUCCUCCCCACCUCUGCACCCCGAGGGGCCCUUCGGACACCCCACCAUCCCCGAGGAGAACGGGGAGAACGCUUCCAACAGCACGCUGCCUCUCGCCCAGACCCCCACGGGGGGCCGGUCCCCCGAGCCCUGGGGCAGGGCCGAGUUCCCCUUCGGUGGCCUGGAAGCGUCCCCUGUGGUGUUCCCCCACCAGCUCCAGCAGUGCGACGUGGCCGAGAGCGCCCAGCCCACGGCCUGUCUUCCUCGGGGGCCGCCCCCGUCCUCCCUCCAGGUCCCUGUGUCCUACCCGGGCAUCCUGCCCCUGGAGGCACCAAAGAGUUGGACUGGCAAGUCACCUGGCAGGAGCCAACCUUCUGUGCCCACCACCACCAAAUGGCAGGACAAACCUAUGCAACCUAUGGGGAGUCAAGGGCAGCUAAGACAUACCAGUCAAGGUAUGGGCAUACCCGUGUUGCCUUACCACGAACCGUCCGAGUCAGUCGGCCACAGCGGCACAAGCACAUUCAGCCUGGACACCAGGUGGUAUGAGCCCCAACCCAGACCUCGGCCCAGCCCUCGGCAAGUCAGGAGGGCUGAGCCCAGUUUACAUCAGGUGGUGCUACAACCUUCGAGGCUUUCUCCUCUGACCCAAAGCCCCCUCAGCUCCCGCAACAGCUCCCCGGAGCUGACCGCCCGGGCCCGGCCGCGGCCGGGCGUCAUCCAGCAGGCAGAGAUGUCAGAGAUCACCCUGCAGCCCCCCGCGGCGGUCAGCUUCUCGCGCAAGUCCACGCCGUCGACGGGAUCCCCUGCUCCGAGCAGCCAGGGAGAGAGCCCCAGCUACCGACCCACCACAGCCUUCACCUCUCUGGCCACUGGCUAUUCUGGCUCCCAGGGCUCCUCCCUGCCCGUGGACACCAUGGAUGUUUUUGGAGAAAUUCCCUCUCCGAAGGGAACUAGUGAGGAGAUUCUCAGACCGGAGCCUACACCGACAACGGUAGCCACUUCGGGUUGCUGGCUCUUGGCUUUCUUCGAACGUUAGGGCUGUUGUGCCUCCUUGUCUUCCUUCUGUUCCUUCUUCCCGCGGAGUCUAGAGAGCUUUAAUGCAUGACAGAAACAGCUGUAAAAGUCACCUUGCCGCCCCAUCUGCAAAAGGGAUGCUGCAGCCCCAGGACGCGGGCAGGGAGAGAGAUCAAGGACUUAGCCGCACCAGCAGCGUGUAAGGAGAGGAAAAAAAAAAAAAAACCCAGCGGAGAUCAGGAAGCUGCCGGCAUGCUCAGAUCCUGCCCUAAAGAGGGAUGUGGCUGCACUAG